UAUGUCCACAGCCGUAUAUUACUGUGGGCUUUCAAUACCUGUCUGUAUAUUUGGCACACCAAGUAUGAGCAGAACAAUGCAUGUCCUUGACUUGACAUGGGACGACAUGGUAUAGCAGCAGGGGUCAUUUGAAGAAGGCAGAGACAGAGCAGACUUAACCAGGAGGAACUCUUCUGGUUUAUAACUCAAAGGUAGUGCUUGUUACAUGAGGUGUGCAGUCAAUCUGGAGGCUGCAAAGAUUUACCAGUGACUAGGGUGUCAUAGCAACUUGAACUUACAGAAGUAUUAUAUAUAAUUAUAUACCAUGGGGAAAACAAACAGCAAACUGAAACCGGAGGUUCUUGAAGACCUCAGACAAAACACAGCAUUUACAGAUGAAGAAAUUCAGGAAUGGUACAAGGGAUUUUUGAAGGACUGCCCAAGUGGACAUCUUUCUGUGGAAGAAUUCAAAAAAAUCUAUGGAAAUUUUUUCCCAUAUGGAGAUGCUUCGAAAUUUGCAGAGCACGUGUUCCGCACCUUUGACCAGAAUGGUGACGGUACUAUAGAUUUCCGUGAGUUUAUUUGUGCACUAAGUGUGACCUCCCGAGGGAAAUUAGAACAGAAGUUAAAGUGGGCUUUCAGCAUGUAUGAUCUGGAUGGAAAUGGUUUUAUUUCAAGGCAGGAAAUGCUGGAAAUUGUGACUGCGAUCUACAAAAUGGUAGGUACAGUAAUGAAAAUGCCAGAGGAUGAAUCAACACCUGAGAAAAGAACAGAUAAAAUUUUCCGACAGAUGGACAAGAAUCUAGAUGGCUAUUUGUCCUUGGAAGAGUUUAUAGAGGGUGCAAAGAGUGAUCCAUCAAUUGUCCGUCUGCUUCAAUGUGAUCCUUCAGGAGGACAGAGCUGAAACUAGGAACUCUAGACUCUGGGACACCUUCAUUGACAUCUGAAUAGCUGCAUUUACAAACGUCAUUCAUCAAGCAGAUGUCAAACAGAGGAAAUAGCACAAUUUGAUGGAAUCGAUAUAAGACAGCACAAAGUGAAAUACAAUAGCAAGAGAAAACAAAUCAAGAGAAAAAUUGAAUGAAAUGGGUUACCACUGGUUACAAUUUGUUUUGUGUGGUUGCUCUGCAUUCAAUAUUUACCCGGAGGUUUUGAGUAGAAUCUAAAACAAGGAAUUGCCCUGCCCUGAACCAUUUUUUACCAUUGCGCAUGCACAUUGUGUGGAGCAACUUAAUUUUAAGUGAUGCUUGGCACCACAGAGAGCAUCUGAUUGAUCGAUGCUAGCCAGAAGAUUAACAUGGAUAUUAGUAAAGACUCGUUAAUGGCCCAUUCGACCUUAUUUCACUUAUCUACAUGAACAUCGGUAUUGAGACUUGAAGCUUGUAGAAAAAGAUAGAAAGGAAGUGAGCAACAUGUAGAGGCAAUUACUUCAGUGAUCUGGUUAAAUCAGUUGAUAAUGGAUUAUUUUUCCAUGUUUCACAUUGAGUCCAGAAUGGCCAGAUCACAGGGACACCAUUCACCAUGUGCUGUUUAAUUUUCAGCAGCAGAAGCAUGGUUGUGUGAAGGAAUGUGUAAAGAAACCACUUUUUUCUGUUAUUCCUUUUGAACCAAAAAUGAACGAAAGAAUUCACCAUCUAUAGAGGAGUUAUGAUAUUUACACAUGUUUAUAUAUCUAGUAUAUUAUCUAAAAGAUGCAUACAAAUCCAACUGGUCCCCCUCCAGCCAGUCCAUUUCCAUGCAUGUUUGUCAUGUCUUUUGGUUGUUUUCUUACCUCUAUUUAACAGGCCUGUAGCCAGCAGUUUCAUAGGGGAGGGGUUCUUUUUUAAUAAAGACAGACUUUUUAACCCUGUUAGUUGACUGACCUUGAGAAACAUCAUAGAAACUAGCUGAAAUAUCAAAGAAACUAAUUCAAAUUUUGAUUCAGAGUGGACUUUUCCAGCCAAAAGGACUGUCAGUCCUUUUCAACCCCCAAACCCCCUGCCUAUGGGCCUGAUUUAUAAUCCACCAUUCCAUUCUGCACUCUGCUGGACGAUAUGCUAGAUUGACCACAAACUCUGUGCUUUGAUGCUGUUUGAUAGAUGCUUGUUGUAUAGGAGUGGCUUGUUUGUUUGAAUUUGCAUAUGUGCUAUUUUUACAUACCUUAUUCAGGAUUUGUAUUCAUGAUUGAUCAGUUUGUAAAGGAAAAUAACUGCCAUCUCAGUUUUUUUUUUUUUUUUGUAUUUUUAGUACUGUUUUCCCAAGAUGGUGUUGUUAUUAUCUCUAAUGUAGAUCAUUAGCUAUUUAAUUAUUAUCUACAAUUGCUUGAUGUUUGUGCCGAGCUGUUUACAUUGUACUGUAGAAAAAUACAUAGAUAAGGUAAUUUAUGACAAUUUUCAAAGACUGUAUGUACCCAUUUCAAACAUUGUAUUAUUUAAGAUUAAAAUGUUUUAGUCACUCACCCUCUAACUUAAACUCAUCUUGCUGUGGAUAACUUUCUAAUUAAAAUCUUGGAAAGUGUGGACAAAAUACUAUUUUUUGAAAUAUAAAUAAAUUAUUGUUCUUAUUUGAGGAGAAAUUACCAUAGUUGCUUGGCAUUGUUAGGGUAGAAGCACCUGUUUGGCUUGUUUCUGCAUCCAUGUGGGGUUAGUUUAUUCUUGUGUGCUGCCAUUUUUGCAUCUUUUUCUGAACCAUAGGUGCGUGAAAGUUAAAUUUACACCAAAUUUUGAAUUAAAAAAUCAUGCCUACAUUAUAUGCUCUCUAAGAUAAUACCUCAAACAUUAUUAUGAACAGUUAGAUAUUAUCAUAGAGUUUCCUCAGAGUUCAUGGAUAUCCCUGAUAUUUAUAUGUUUUGGCUCAUUUAUAUUCAGUAUUGUCCACAUCAAUAGCCAGUAUAAUUGUGGACUAAAAAUAAGUCCCAAGUGCCCAGACAUUCAUACAUACAUACAUAGUCACCAAAAAAAAAAAA
This is a messenger RNA of Lingula anatina, 2923 nucleotides long. RefSeq names its product neurocalcin homolog. NCBI's taxonomy places the organism in Eukaryota, Metazoa, Brachiopoda, Lingulata, Lingulida, Lingulidae. Gene Ontology annotation, molecular function: calcium ion binding. The record is from RefSeq and is a predicted model, not a curated record.